AUGGCAAAUUCUUUGACAACUUUUGCAGCCAUUAACAUGGCACAGUUGAAAUUGAAUGGCUCUAGCAAUGGUGUUCCUAUGACAAGUUCAUCAUUUUUUGGAUCAAGUCUUAAGAAAGUUAGUUCUGUGAUUUCAAGCCAGAAGAAUUUGUCUGGUAGUUUCAAAGUGUCUGCACAAGUCGAAUAUGACGAGGAAAAGCAGACCUCAAAGGACAGAUGGGCUGGACUUGCCUAUGAUGUUUCAGAUGAUCAACAGGAUAUCACAAGAGGGAAGGGAAUGGUGGACAGUGUCUUUCAAGCUCCAGAGCAAUCUGGAACUCACUAUGCUGUCAUGAGUUCCUAUGAUUAUAUCAGUACCGGUCUUCGUCAGUACAAUUUAGACAAUACAAUUGAUGGAUUGUACAUUGCACCUGCAUUUAUGGAGAAACUUGUUGUUCACGUCACCAAGAACUAUUUGAGCUUGCCAAAUAUUAAGGUUCCUCUCAUUUUGGGAAUUUGGGGAGGAAAAGGUCAAGGGAAGUCAUUUCAAUGCGAGCUUGUCUUUGCGAAAAUGGGAAUCAGCCCUAUAAUGAUGAGUGCCGGAGAAUUAGAAAGUGGAAAUGCUGGAGAGCCUGCAAAGUUGAUUAGGCAAAGACUUGGUGGAACUACUCAAUACACAGUCAACAACCAGAUGGUAAAUGCAACCCUCAUGAACAUUGCUGACAACCCUACCAAUGUUCAACUUCCUGGUAUGUACAACAAGGAAGAAAAUCCCCGCGUCCCUAUUGUCGUAACUGGCAAUGACUUCUCUACAUUGUAUGCUCCUUUAAUACGCGAUGGACGUAUGGAAAAAUUCUACUGGGCGCCUACUCGCGAGGAUAGGAUUGGUGUCUGUCAAGGUAUUUUCAGGUCAGAUGGUGUCCCUAAGGAUGGCGUUGUCAAGAUUGUCGACACAUUCCCUGGACAGUCAAUCGACUUUUUUGGUGCCUUGAGGGCUAGGGUGUAUGAUGACGAAGUGAGGAAAUGGAUUUCUGGUGUUGGUGUGGAGCAUAUUGGAAAAAGGCUUGUGAAUUCAAAGGAUGGACCACCAACUUUUGAGCAGCCAAAGAUGACUAUUGAGAAGUUACUAGAGUAUGGAAAUAUGUUGGUUCAAGAACAAGAGAAUGUGAAGAGGGUUCAGUUAGCUGACAAAUACCUCGGCGAGGCAGCUCUUGGAGACGCGAAUGAAGAUGCUAUCAAGACUGGAAACUUCUACGGACAAGGAGCUCAGCAAGUUGCUUUUCCUGUACAGGAAGGUUGCGCCGACCCUUAUGCAGAAAACUAUGAUCCAACGGUCAGAAGUGACGAUGGAAGCUGCUCAUACAAUUUGUAG
Vicia faba (fava bean) is the source of this 1350-nucleotide messenger RNA. Lineage: Eukaryota; Viridiplantae; Streptophyta; Magnoliopsida; Fabales; Fabaceae. The record is from the annotation of a GenBank genome assembly.